AUGUCCGGUCUACUAAGCAAACGCCAACAGGCGCGCAACGAAAAGUAUCUUCAGGACCUUGUCCAGUCGGUGUCAGGCAACAAUGUCUGCGCUGACUGUCAGGCGCGUAAUCCAGCGUGGGCAUCGUGGAAUCUUGGCAUCUUUCUCUGCAUGCGAUGCGCAGCGAUCCAUCGCAAAUUGGGUACGCACGUAUCCAAAGUCAAGUCUUUGAGCAUGGACAGCUGGUCCAACGAACAAGUCGACAAUAUGCGCAAGGUCGGUAACGCUGCAUCCAACAAAGUGUACAAUCCAAUCGGCCGAAAACCCGCAGUUCCCAUCGACGCCGACGAAGCCGAUUCAGCCAUGGAGCGUUUUAUUCGCCAAAAGUAUAUCAACUCUGCCUUUUCCAAACCUACAAACGCUGGCCGUCACCGCAGCACCGACAGCUCUGGAUCCGACGAUAUACCACCACCACUCCCACCCAAGACCCCUGGCCGUUUAAAUUCCAAAAGGCCUGGCAAACCUACUUCCAUCGUUCCCCAAAAAGCCUACGCCGACAAGGCAGCACACCGUAUAGCCACCCAAUCCAACAAUGGCGGCCAGUCUACUACCGCUUCCUACGCUGAGGCCGCUGCCCAGUGCCGUGCAAAAGUUGCACACAUCGUCAAGGAGUGUCGCCGCAUCAAUCAAAAAUACCGCGACCCACACUUUGACCUGGAACUUGAUAUUCAACUAGAUCGCCGAGACUGUCUAGAAAGUCUGUCAAAUGUCUGCAUCAUCAACUAUGGUCCUCCACCUAGCCGCAGCCGUGGGCGUCGCACACCAAGUGUUCCUCUCCAGCCAGUCUACAUUGCGCCCAACUUCAAUCCUCAGGCUGUAAAGCGUGUCCCUGACAUUUUUGACCACCCCGAGUUCUUCAUCGACGGCCCAACAGCCAACGACCCGGGGUUGAUUGAGCGUGUAUGCGUAGCACACGAUGCUACUGUUGGCGUGUAUGGAUUCGUUUUCCAUCGCGACGGCGAGUGGUUCAGCGAGAUCAUUGAUGACAAGCUAUACUUGACUAAACCGAAUUACGAUGAAAGCCGAUCAGAGCGUAAUAUGUUAGAGGACCGUGUACGCGUCAACUCGGAGGAGGCGUACCGCAAGAUCUACCAGUCUAACAGUGGUGCGCUCUACUUUGCGCAAUGCGAGAACCCAAACGAAACGUGGCUUCCUCUGCUUGAAAAGGCAUACGCUAAGGCCCACGGCGACUACGCCUCCAUCGAGGGAGGCUUCACGGGUGAGGGCAUCGAAGAUCUUACCGGGGGCGUCACUUCAGAACUUUACACAAGUGAUAUCCUAGACAAGGAACAUUUCUGGAAUGAAGAGCUCCUGAAGGUCAACGACACAUUCCUGUUUAGCUGCAGUACAGGUGUUUGGGGUAAGGGGCGAGGUGACCGCGGCGGCAUCGUAGAACAACACGCGUACUCCGUUAUGCGUGCGAUUGAAAUGGACGGUGUGCGCCUGGUUCUCCUCAAAAACUCAUGGGGCCGUCAUGAGUGGAGAGGUGCAUGGAGCGAUGGUUCCAAGGAGUGGACAGCAGACUGGAUCCAGAAGCUCAAGCAUCGUUUCGGUGACGACGGCUCCUUCUGGAUCUCAUAUGAGGACCUCCUGCGGAAAUACCAGGCCUUUGAUCGCACACGACUAUUUGGCGAUGACUGGACCACGGCGAGUAUAUGGACGACCAUGACCGUACCCUGGACACUCGAAUACAACGAUACUAAAUUUUCCUUCGCACUUGCUCGCCCAGGCCCCGUUGUCCUUGUGCUCAGCCAGCUUGACGAACGUUACUUUCGAGGGCUUGAGGGCCAGUAUUUAUUCAGCCUGAGCUUUCGUCUUCAUAAAGUCGACAAUGACAACGAAGCACAAACAAACGAGGCAGACGAUGCAUUCGACUACAUUGUCCGUAGCCAGCCAGGUUACCGCAUGUCACGCUCGGUCAGCGUUGAGGUUGACCUGGACGCUGGGCGCUACGUUGUUCUCGUUAAAAUCGACGCCCGACGCGACGAUCAAAUCUUACCCGCCGAGGAUGUUAUCCGCGACAACGUGCUCCUGCGCCGUGAAAAGCUUAUCCGUAUCGGUCUUGCGUACGACCUUGCGCAUAGCAAGGGGCGUAUCGUAGAGACGUCCUCUGAGAAAAAGGCACGCCGAGCCGCUGCUGCGAAGCGAAAAGCACGGCAGAAGGAGCGUCUCAUGAAAGAUAUUAUGGAGGAGCGUGCUCUAGACUAUCUAGCAGCAAAGAUUCGCCUUAAGAAGCAAAGAAGGGGAAUGGCCAAAGCCAAGGCAAAGCGCAAAGAUCGGGAUGUGAAACGUCGAGCGCACAUGAAGGAGGAGGAACGAUCAGCCGAGAAGCUUACUCGGGGAGAAUCCGCAGGACGAGAGACAACCAGAUCCGACCGGCACGAUGCGGAAGUACACCGUCGGUACCGCCAGGAACAAUAA
Sporothrix brasiliensis 5110 is the source of this 2460-nucleotide messenger RNA. RefSeq lists its product as uncharacterized. NCBI's taxonomy places the organism in Eukaryota, Fungi, Ascomycota, Sordariomycetes, Ophiostomatales, Ophiostomataceae. The transcript has 8 exons. The record is from RefSeq and is a predicted model, not a curated record. Gene Ontology annotation, biological process: proteolysis. Gene Ontology annotation, cellular component: cytoplasm. The coding region runs from base 1 to 2460 and encodes 819 amino acids. Gene Ontology annotation, molecular function: GTPase activator activity; calcium-dependent cysteine-type endopeptidase activity.